CAGCAUUAUUAUUGACUUUGAGUUCUUGCAUUAAACGCAGUGAAAAUUUGUUGUAGAUUGUGAAUAAUAAUAUUUUUAAUAAAUUCACCUGUUAUAAAAAAACAAAACAAUAAAUAAACUAUUAAAAACGGUAUUUAUAUUUUUUAUAUGUAAAAUACAAAUACUUGUUUUAUAUAUUUAUAUAACCAUAAAAAGAAAAAGUCAAUAAUUAUCUAUCUUUUUACCUAAAAAAUAAAAAUCAACACAUCAUCACAACUUGCAAAAAAUUAAUAAUCCCUUAUUGAAUACAAUGGAACAGCAGCCAUCAUUACAACAGCAGCAGCUAGCACAGGCACAACAACAACAGUCAAGGAGCAAUAUAAUAAAAUCAACCAUGGUAACUGAAGAUCUUUAUGCCCCUCUCUCGCCCUGUCCCAUACCCGAUAUUAGCGACGAUGAGUUGGUUUCUAUUUCUGUGCGUGAUUUAAAUCGCACUUUAAAAAUGCGUGGUCUUAACCGCGAGGAGAUUGUACGCAUGAAGCAGCGUAGACGUACUUUGAAAAAUCGUGGCUAUGCUGCCAGUUGCCGUAUUAAACGUAUCGAACAGAAAGAUGUUUUAGAAACAGAAAAGUCGCACGAAUGGACUGAACUGGAACAAAUGCAUGAAGAUAAUGAACAGUGUGCUAGAGAAAUUGAAACCUGGAAAAAGAAAUAUGCCGCUUUAUUGCAAUUUGCUGCUCAUAAUGAUAUUCCCAUACCACCGGAAUUGGAAACUUGUUAAAAAGUGACUGAGUACAAGUUUAUUUUUUUAUUAUUUUUUAUACAAUUUAACUACUAUAUAGAUAUAAGUUUAGACAAAUUAAGAUUUUAUGUUUAACAAAAAUAUACAUACUUAUUUUAAG
Lucilia sericata (common green bottle fly) is the source of this 881-nucleotide messenger RNA. RefSeq names its product transcription factor MafK (gene maf-S). Gene Ontology annotation, biological process: regulation of transcription by RNA polymerase II. NCBI's taxonomy places the organism in Eukaryota, Metazoa, Arthropoda, Insecta, Diptera, Calliphoridae. The coding region runs from base 290 to 760 and encodes 156 amino acids. The transcript is spliced from 2 exons. The record is from RefSeq and is a predicted model, not a curated record. Gene Ontology annotation, molecular function: RNA polymerase II cis-regulatory region sequence-specific DNA binding; DNA-binding transcription factor activity, RNA polymerase II-specific. Gene Ontology annotation, cellular component: nucleus.